CGUCUUCCAGCCACCCGCGGACGCAGGACCCGUCGGAGGCCCGCCAACCCCUGCUCGAGGCCUUGGGUCACAGGUGGCUCGCCGCCGGUCGCAUCGCCUGGACGCGCCCCACACGCCCCCUUCCCGCGCUCGGUCUAGGUCACAUCAUGCCUUCUGAGACACCUCAAGCCGAAGCGGGGGCAGCAGGGUGCCCCCACAUGUCAGGGGCACACUCAGCGAAGGGGAGCCCAGAGCAGGGGCCUCCGGGGGACAAGGACAGCAAGGACCUCCUGUGGAUCCGGCCCGAUGCCCCGAGCAGGUGCUCCUGGAAGCUGGGCAGGCCCAUCACCGAGUCCCCGCAUCACCACACUGCCUUGACAAAAUCCCCCAAAAUCCUGCCAGAUAUCCUGAAGAAAAUUGGAGACACCCCCAUGGUGAGGAUCAAUAAGAUCGGGAAGAACUUCGGCCUCAAGUGUGAACUCCUGGCCAAGUGCGAGUUCUUCAACGCGGGGGGGAGUGUGAAGGACCGGAUCAGCCUGCGCAUGGUCGAGGAGGCCGAGCGGGCUGGGACCCUGAAGCCCGGGGACACCAUCAUCGAGCCGACGUCUGGGAACACAGGGAUCGGGCUGGCCCUGGCCGCCGCGGUGAGGGGCUAUCGCUGCAUCAUCGUGAUGCCGGAGAAGAUGAGCAUGGAGAAGGUGGACGUGCUGCGGGCCCUGGGGGCGGAGAUUGUGAGGACACCCACCAAUGCCAGGUUCGACUCCCCCGAGUCCCACGUGGGCGUGGCGUGGAGGCUGAAGAACGAGAUCCCCAAUUCUCACAUCCUGGACCAGUACCGCAACGUCAACAACCCCGUCGCUCACUACGACAGCACGGCCGAGGAGAUCCUGCAGCAGUGCGACGGGAAGCUGGACAUGCUGGUGGCUUCAGCGGGCACAGGCGGCACCAUCACGGGCAUCGCCAGGAAGCUAAAGGAGAAGUGUCCCGGAUGCAAAAUCAUCGGGGUGGACCCCGAAGGCUCCAUCCUUGCGGAGCCCGAGGAGCUGAACCAGACGGAGGUGACAGCCUACGAGGUGGAGGGGAUCGGCUACGACUUCAUCCCCACGGUGCUGGACCGGUCGGUGGUGGACAAGUGGUUCAAGUGCAACGACGAGGAGUCCUUCGCCUUCGCCCGCAUGCUGAUCGCGCAGGAGGGGCUGCUGUGUGGUGGCAGUGCCGGCAGCGCCAUGGCGGUGGCCGUGAAGGCGGCCCAGGAGCUGCGGGAGGGCCAGCGCUGUGUGGUGAUUCUGCCCGACUCCAUCCGGAACUACAUGUCCAAGUUCCUGAGCGACAGGUGGAUGCUGCAGAAGGGCUUCCUGAAGGAGGAGGACCUCACGGUGAAGAGGCCCUGGUGGUGGCACCUCACAGUUCAGGAGCUGAGCCUGUCGGCGCCGCUGACGGUGCUGCCCACGGUCACCUGCGAGCACACCAUCGAGAUCCUCCGGGAGAAGGGCUUCGACCAGGCGCCCGUGGUCGAUGAGUCGGGGGCGAUCCUGGGGAUGGUGACUCUGGGGAACAUGCUGUCCUGCCUGCUCGCGGGGAAGGUGCAGCCGUCCGACCAAGUUCACAAAGUCAUCUACAAGCAGUUCAAACAGAUCCACCUGACGGACCCGCUGGGCACGCUCUCACGCAUCCUGGAGAUGGACCACUUCGCCCUGGUGGUCCAUGAGCAGAUCCAGUCACAGGACCAGGCCUUGGCAGGAGUGGUGGGGGGGCCCGCAGACCACAGCCACGGGAAGUCCAGCAAGAGGCAGAUGGUGUUCGGGGUCGUCACCGCCAUUGACCUGCUGAACUUCGUGGCUGCCCGGGAGCGGGACCGGAAGACCAAGUCAGCAGGAGCCUCGGAACCCAGAGCUGGCGGGGCCGCGGCCCAGCUCUGACUCCGCGCACGCCGCCUGCUCUUUGGCUCUCUCGAACACUAACCAACAAGCCGUGUGCCUUCCAGCCACCGGCGGUGGGCACCGCCCCGCUGCCAGGGGCAGCAAGGAGCAGGUGUAGGAGGCUCAGCCGGAGGCCAGUGGAAAUGUUCAUUUCCCUUUUAUUAAUCCCUGACCCUUGGAGAAGUAGAAUGUGCUCUUCUUUACCUUUCUGUUAAAGUGUUUCAACAAGGAAAUCGCAUUGGAAGGGACCUCAGCCGGGUUGACGAAUCCGUGCAAUGGCGGGGCCAGAGUGGACCGGAGGUGGGAGGAAGUGCCUUUUCCAGAGGAGGAUCGGGGUGGGGGGGGGGAGCAGCAGAGGGGGCCCAGGAAGCAUGGGUCGGCUCAGUGACCCUCGCGCGGCUUUCUGCCGGGGGCGGGUUUGGUUAGAGGGGCUUGAGUGUUCGGGGUCUUUAAAUUGAGGUGCAAUUCACAUACCUAAAAUGAACAGGUUUUAAAUGUAUGAUUCAGUGGCGUUUAUUACAUUCAAGAUGUUGUACAGCUACCAGUUCUGUCAAGUCCC
Molecule: messenger RNA, 2457 nt
Organism: Phyllostomus discolor (pale spear-nosed bat)
Lineage: Eukaryota; Metazoa; Chordata; Mammalia; Chiroptera; Phyllostomidae
Gene: CBS
Product: cystathionine beta-synthase
Exons: 17
Coding region: 147-1898 (583 amino acids)
Cellular component (GO): cytoplasm
Molecular function (GO): cystathionine beta-synthase activity; cysteine synthase activity
Source: RefSeq, a predicted model, not a curated record